Argiope bruennichi is the source of this 1467-nucleotide messenger RNA. RefSeq names its product glucose-6-phosphate exchanger SLC37A4-like. The record is from RefSeq and is a predicted model, not a curated record. The transcript is spliced from 9 exons. Gene Ontology annotation, molecular function: glucose 6-phosphate:phosphate antiporter activity. Lineage: Eukaryota; Metazoa; Arthropoda; Arachnida; Araneae; Araneidae. Gene Ontology annotation, biological process: phosphate ion transmembrane transport; glucose-6-phosphate transport. Gene Ontology annotation, cellular component: endoplasmic reticulum membrane. Bases 102 to 1373 code for a protein of 423 amino acids.
AUUCUUUUCACGUGGAAACAGCAGAUAAACGCGAUUCUUCGAACGCUCAACGUAUCGCAUUGGGCACCGACUGCUUAAAUUCUUGAAAGGAUGGUUUAAAGAUGGAGGGCGUGUACGUGACGUUAUUCGUGUGCUAUGCCAGCUACACGUAUAACAGGAAGAGCGUAAGCUUCGUGACGCCAAGUCUCAUUGAAGAAGGCUUGGAUGCGAGCCAUGCCGGAUUGAUCAUCAGCUGCCAGAAUGCAGCUUUUGCGAUCAGCAAAUUCCUAGCCGGAGUGUUGUCAGAUCGCACCAACCCUCGUCUCCUGUUCACGUCGGGUCUCCUUCUGAGCGGAUUCACCACUCUGCUGUUCUCGUCGAGCUCCUCCGUGGGCGUCUUCUGUGCACUUUGGUUUGCAAAUGGUUUGGCCCAGGGAUGUGGAUGGCCCUCUUGUGUGAAAUUCAUUCGACAACGAGCUUCCCCUUCUCAGUUGGGGAGGCUCUGGAGUCUCCUGUCUUCUGGCAACAAUCUGUCCGGCUGCCUCUCACCUAUCCUCUCCGCUUACCUGGUUACUCAUUACGGCUGGAGGACAAGCGUCAGCGCUGCAGGUGUCACGUCUCUCAUUUUGGGAUCUUUCAGUCUUGUGGCUCUUGACGACGCUGAGCAAUCAAAGCAAAAACUCUCGAAUGAAAAUAAGAAACACGAUCAAAAACUUUCAGGUAAUUCGGUUGGUUCAAAAAACUUUGCAGACUUGUUAAGAGAUCCUUUCUUAUGGUUAAUAUCGGCUGGAUUCCUGGUUGUCUUUUGCACCAAGACCACUUUGGUGGACUGGGGGCAGCUGUUCCUCAUAGAAGAACGCCGAUUAACGCAAAGAGAAGGGAGUGCUUUUACCAGCAGUGUGGAGAGUGGAGGCCUAUUCGGCCGGAUCGCAGCCGGAUAUUUGACAGACUAUCUCAUCAAAAAGCUGGGAGAGAAGCCAGAUCCAGUGACAAGAUCCCGUACUCGUUUGCAUGUGGCGAUGAUUUUCAUGCUGUUAUCUAUUGCCACUUUAUAUGCCUUGCAUUCAACAGUAAAGGAGUCUUCUUCAUUGGUUUGGAUCUUGUUGUUAGGGUUCGUGCUGGGCUCCUGCGUGUACGGACCGAUCACGAUUUUUGGGAUCGUUUCCACAGAAUCUGCUCCCUCCCACCUCAGUGGAAGCUCCAAUGCAAUAGCAUCGCUUGCAGGAAACGUUGGCGCAAUGAUUUCUGGUUUCCCUUUUUGCUACGUGGCCAAGAUACACGGCUGGACAACAGUUUUUUUCAUCCUGGAAGUGGCAAUGAGUACGGUGCUGUGUGUGAUGACAAUUAGCUGGAAUCGUCAUCCAAAGACGUCCAUAAAAUCGAAGAAAGAUUGAAAAAGACAUCGAAUCUGUUUUUAAAUCGUUUUAUUUAUAUUUCUAUAUUUUACUUUAAUAUAAUAAAGCUAUAUGAAACUAUUUUUAAGUACAA